CCCGUACCCGUACCUAUCUGCCUACCCUAACUCUACCGUAACUCUACUACGCCCACUACGUAGGUGCCUGGUUCGACAAUUAUCCAGUACCUGGCCUUUAUACCUUUAUACCUGACAGGGCUGACCACCCAAAACCCACUUCGUACAACCCUUUUGGACACAUUUGUACACGUUUGGGCAAAUACACUCUCGUUAUUUAUUCCGGCAGAUCCGGUACUUUCCUGCUGCAACUAUAAUUAACAAGGACUGGUAAAAAACAGCCAUGAGAUCGUCGCUCCAGUCUCGUGACUCCACUUUGCCCUCCUCCGUUGUUGCCAGCUCUUAAAAGUCGUGGCAUCCGGCACUUGCCAACUCAAGCGCGCCUUCCAGCUCUAUGACCGGCCAGGUCACGCCUCGACGACGUGCGACUUUACGAGACCUCCAAUCGUCGACAGUGGACGGGAUCGAACCCCGUCCAAAGGAAAUCAACGCCGCGCCUUCGCUCGAAAAGGCGCAAAUGUAUGGGAUAGACAAUGAGAGGCCUACGUCUUCCAAAAUCAUGGCAUUGAUUGGACGGAUAUUCAUCGAGACUAUACCGCAAUGGCUGGCUGUUGGGGUUAUGCUCGGGCUGAUCUUUGGCGGUUGCUGUUCAAAUGUUUUCGCGUUGGAAGCAAUUAUCAAACCGAAUCCAGAUAGUGGCACCCUACUCACCUUUGUCCAAUUUAUCUUCAUCGCAUCGAUCGGCUACACCUCGCAGUUCGAUAUCAAACGUCCCCCCCUUUUCCUCAAGCCAAACCGCGUCCCGAUCAAGCGCUGGCUUGUAAACAUUGCCCUAUUCUUCACAAUUAAUGUCCUGAACAAUCAUGCAUUCAGCUACAACAUAUCUGUGCCCAUACAUAUCAUAUUACGCUCCGGAGGGAGCAUAACCACAAUUGGUGUGGGAUAUCUGUUUGGAAAGCGCUUUUCCCGCAUACAGAUUGUGUCCGUACUACUACUCACUGUUGGUGUCAUCAUUGCCGCAUGGUCAGAUGUUCAAUCCAAGGAGAAGACAACAGACACAAAGCAAGGGCUGCCACCAUUCAGCGUCGGCCUCAUUAUUCUGUUCAUCGCACAAGUCCUAUCGGCCAUUAUGGGACUCUACACCGAAGAAACCUACCGAGAGUAUGGCCCUCAGUGGAAAGAAAACCUCUUUUACUCACACUUCAUCUCACUACCACUAUUCAUUCCGUUCUUCCCAUCGAUGAUGAGGCAGUUUCUACGAUUGGCCGCCUCCGAGCCAUUGACCAUGCCUUGGUCCGAUCCAGCUGCCCUCGGGGGGUUGCCGCAAGGCUUCAAAGCUGGCGUAUCCGGGAUUUACAUUCCAAGUCAGCUUGCAUACCUGGUCGUCAACGUGUUGACCCAGUACGCUUGCAUCCGUGGAGUCAAUCUUCUUGCUUCUGCAUCCUCUGCAUUGACAGUGACCAUCGUCCUCAAUGUGCGGAAGCUAGUCAGUUUGCUGCUCAGCAUUUGGUUGUUUGGCAAUAGACUGUCAUUCGGGACGCUCAUUGGAGCCACGAUUGUUUUCAGUGCGGGGGGAAUGUACUCAUUAGACAAAGGGCCAAGGGGAAGGCUUAGACCUGUCACUGCCAGUGUCAGCAUCAAUGGCAAGGCGGGAUAAAGGGAGGGCAUAACGCAAAUUUAGACUUGAUUUAGAAUUUGAACGAUUUCAGAAAUGAACAUUUACCCAACGUUUUGAACAUUUGAUGCAAGGCUGACCAAUUGGCGCUAAAAGUUGGGG
Pseudogymnoascus verrucosus is the source of this 1756-nucleotide messenger RNA. RefSeq names its product golgi uridine diphosphate-N- acetylglucosamine transporter (gene YEA4). Gene Ontology annotation, molecular function: UDP-N-acetylglucosamine transmembrane transporter activity. Gene Ontology annotation, biological process: transmembrane transport. Lineage: Eukaryota; Fungi; Ascomycota; Leotiomycetes; Thelebolales; Thelebolaceae. Gene Ontology annotation, cellular component: endoplasmic reticulum membrane; Golgi membrane. The record is from RefSeq and is a predicted model, not a curated record. Bases 374 to 1636 code for a protein of 420 amino acids. The transcript is spliced from 6 exons.